Vanrija pseudolonga is the source of this 1509-nucleotide messenger RNA. RefSeq lists its product as uncharacterized. The transcript has 2 exons. The record is from RefSeq and is a predicted model, not a curated record. Bases 1 to 1509 code for a protein of 502 amino acids. Lineage: Eukaryota; Fungi; Basidiomycota; Tremellomycetes; Trichosporonales; Trichosporonaceae.
AUGCCCUUCGACGACUACGACGACUACGACGACUUCGACGACUUUGUCUCCAUCUCAGCCAGCGACGCCCUCUCCGACGCCGGCGGCGGGUACACUGCCGACGGCGACGACUUUGUCGCGCUCGGCACGCCGCUCAGCUACGCCCACUCGCUGCGCUGUGGGCUUCCCGAGUCGACGGCAAGGGUGUACUAUGUCCCCGCCUCACCCAUUCUCGAGGAGGAGGAUGAGGAGGACGAGGGGUAUGGCGAGUACGACGACGAGUAUGAGGAGGAAGACGAGCAAGCGGCGGCACAGACACAGCAUCUCGACGACGACGGCGACCCGGGUGAUUCCGACAACAGUGGUUCUGACGCUGAGACCUACUGGGACCUGUCUUUCACACCUACCAUCACGUCCUGCGGUAUCGUAGCGACAACCGACCACCUGGCCAAGGAAGGGGGCUCGUCGGCAACCAAGAGCCGGGCCGCAUCCACACGCCCGACCCCGCCCCGACCCCGCGCUUCCAUGGCCGUACGGCUCGUCGACGCCAACGAGGAACUGCACAAGCGGCUCGAGGGACGCGCCGUAGUCCCGCCGGGCUGGACACGCCGGCGGCCGCCGCACAACGCCGCCCUGGUGCGCAAACACGAAAAAGCGGAACAUGCGGCGCGGCAGCUCGCGGCGCAGCGGCUGGCCGAGAAAGACAGACCAUACCACAUCGUCUCGGUGGCGCAGGCGCACUGUUGGUGCAACUACAAGCGUCCGGGGCUCGAGUGGUACGACUGCGGGCUGGGACACACCAAGCUGCCUCCGCGCUGCCUCCUCAACCUGUGGGUCGACGAGCAGGGGCCCAAUGCGCCGUGGUGGGCCGCGACGAUGGCGCGGGCCACGCGCGCCGCCCCUGCCGACGUCGUGCAGCUCGUCGCCGAGCUAGCAAGCCGCGGCCGGCUCGUCCCGGUGUGGGUGUGGUCGGGAGGCAGCGACAACAGCGACUGCAGCGCGUACUGGGCCAUGAUGGACGAUACCGCCAAGGGGCUGCGCGAGUUGCUGAUGGCCGGCAGCUUGCCGUGGCGUGGGACGCGCGACGCGCGCCGAGCACUAGAGCGCGAGCUGCGCACGGCAACGCUGGCGCGCAUCCUCGACUGUGCGCCGGUCGACGGCGAGUGGCGCGCCGGCGAGGGACGCCUGCCCAAGGGCCCAGAGCUCAAGUACCUCACGACGUUCCACCACCUCUUGACGCCGAACGCCGCCAGCACGUAUCUCCCCUGCCUGCGCCUCGCGCUCGUCCUCACCUCCACGCCGCCGCGCCCCCCGCCGCACGACGACAGGAGGGCAUGGCACACCCUCCGCGCUGUCAAGGAGGAGUCACCCCGCACAACGUGGAACGGCAUCCGGUAUCGCCCCUACGAGGCCGAGUGGGCACCCGUCGGCCCAAAGUACUUCGGCAACAGGAUGUUCGUCUACGACCUUUACGCGCAUCUCGCGGCGGACGAGAGCGAGGUGUACCAUGUUGCGAAAAGCAGCCCGUGA